This is a messenger RNA of Musa acuminata subsp. malaccensis (wild Malaysian banana), 2421 nucleotides long. RefSeq names its product vesicle-fusing ATPase. Gene Ontology annotation, cellular component: Golgi stack. Gene Ontology annotation, biological process: Golgi to plasma membrane protein transport; intra-Golgi vesicle-mediated transport; SNARE complex disassembly. Gene Ontology annotation, molecular function: ATP binding; ATP hydrolysis activity. NCBI's taxonomy places the organism in Eukaryota, Viridiplantae, Streptophyta, Magnoliopsida, Zingiberales, Musaceae. The record is from RefSeq and is a predicted model, not a curated record.
CUUCUGAACGAAGUAAUGGUCUCCUCUAUUUUCUCUCCUCCCUCGUUUUCCAUUUCCCUCGUUUGAUCGCCUCCGAGGUCUUUUCCUCCCUCUCUCUUGCGCUAUUCCUGUCAGGAACCCUAACUCGCCUGAUACUUGCUCCGCUGCGAUCAGCCAUGGCGGGUAGGUUCGGAUUCGGCGCCUCGUCGGCGGCCGACUCCAUGACUGUGGUGAACACGCCGACCCAGGACCUUGCCCUGACCAACUUCGCCUACUGCUCCCCCGCGGACAUGAACAAGUUCGCCACCCCCGGAUCCAAGCACGUCCUCAUAUUCGUUGGAGAUUCCGUCGUCCUCACCCUACGUGCUCACCAGAACAUUCCUAGCGAUCAUAUUGCUUUGAAUGCCAUACAGCGUCGUCAUACAAGAGUUUCAUCCGGUGAUCAAAUCUCAGUUAGCAGAUUUGUUCCUCCGGAUAACUUUAAGCUGGCAUUACUCACACUAGAGUUGGAUUUUGUUAAAGGCAAGACUAAUAGAACGGAGCAACUGGAUGCUGUACUUCUUGCUCAACAACUUCAGAAAAAAUUCAUUGACCAGAUUAUGACAACUGGUCAAAAGGUAUUAUUUGAAUAUUGUGGAACCAACUAUAUAUUUACGAUUAGUCAAGCUCUGCUUGAGGGACAAGAUGAUUCCAAAGGCGUGGAUAGAGGAAUGAUAUCCAUGGAGACAUAUUUUGUUUUUGAAGCUUCUCCAAAUUCGGGCAUUAAGAUAAUUAAUCAGCGUGAAGCUGCUAGCAGCAAAAUAUUCCGUCAUAAAGAGUUCAACCUUCUGAAGCUGGGAAUAGGAGGACUAAGUGUUGAAUUUACAGAAAUUUUUCGAAGGGCAUUUGCUUCUCGAGUUUUUCCUUCCCAUGUUGUUAGCAAAUUGGGUAUCAAGCAUGUGAAAGGGAUGCUGCUAUAUGGACCUCCUGGUACCGGCAAGACACUUAUGGCUCGUCAAAUAGGGAAGCUGUUGAAUGGAAGGGAGCCAAAGAUUGUUAAUGGGCCUGAAGUCUUAAGUAAAUAUGUUGGAGAAACAGAGAAAAAUGUGAGAGACUUGUUUGCUGAUGCUGAGAAUGAUCAGAGGACUCAAGGUGAUCAGAGUGACUUGCAUGUCAUCAUAUUUGAUGAAAUUGAUGCUAUCUGUAAGUCGAGAGGGUCCACUAGGGAUGGUACUGGAGUUCAUGACAGCAUUGUCAACCAGCUCCUCACAAAGAUUGACGGUGUUGAAUCUUUAAACAACGUAUUGCUGAUUGGAAUGACCAAUCGGAAGGAUUUACUGGAUGAAGCACUGCUAAGGCCUGGACGCUUGGAGGUUCAUGUUGAGAUUAACCUCCCUGAUGAGAAUGGUCGCUUACAAAUUCUCCAAAUACAUACUAGUAAAAUGAAAGAAAAUUCUUUUCUUGCAGCGGAUGUGAGCCUUCAAGAGCUUGCUGCACGCACAAAAAAUUACAGUGGAGCAGAAUUGGAAGGUGUUGUUAAAAGUGCUGUCUCAUUUGCCUUGAAUAGACAAAUAAGCAUGGAUGAUUUGACUAAACCCUUGGAUGAGGAGAGCAUAAAAGUCACUAUGGAUGAUUUUUUGCAUGCUCUUCAUGAGAUUGUCCCCGCUUUUGGUGCAUCCACUGAUGAUCUUGAACGUUGCAGGCUUAAUGGCAUUGUUGACUGUGGUGAGAGACACAUGCACAUACAUGAAAGAGCUAUGCUUCUCGUGGAGCAAGUAAAAGUAAGCCAGGGUAGCCCACUUGUUACAUGCCUUCUGGAAGGUCUUAGUGGCAGUGGCAAAACCGCAAUGGCAGCUACAAUUGGCAUUGAGAGUGAUUUCCCAUUUGUCAAGAUUAUCUCUGCAGAAACAAUGAUCGGUCUCAGUGAAGGAAGUAAAUGUGCACAAAUUGUCAAGGUUUUUGAAGAUGCUUAUAAAUCUCAACUAAGCAUCAUAAUUCUUGAUGAUAUUGAGAGGUUAUUAGAGUAUGUUGCUAUUGGACCGCGCUUUUCAAAUUUAAUUUCACAGACAUUAUUAGUCCUCCUGAAACGGCUUCCUCCAAAGGGUAAGAACAUGCUGGUAAUAGGGACAAGCAGCGAGGUGGGAUUUUUGGAGUCUCUUGGUAUAUGUGAUGCAUUCUCUGUUACAUAUCAUGUUCCGAGAUUGAACAGGGAAGACGCCAAGAAGGUGCUGCAAAGCCUCAGCGUAUUUUCUGAAGAUGAUCUUGACUUAGCGGUUGAAGAACUGAAUGAUAUAUCAAUCAAGAAGUUGUAUAUGCUUGUGGAGAUGGCUGCACAAGGAUCCGAUGGAAAAAGUGCCGAAGCUAUUCGUUCUGGAAAAGAGAAAAUUGACCUUAACCAUUUCUAUGAUAUAUUGCAAGAUAUAUUGUAACUCUGCAUCAUAUCACAAUCUUUUGUUUUUUUGU